This is a messenger RNA of Cladocopium goreaui, 1425 nucleotides long. The record is from the annotation of a GenBank genome assembly. NCBI's taxonomy places the organism in Eukaryota, Dinophyceae, Suessiales, Symbiodiniaceae.
AUGACCGAGAUCAUGCACCUAUUGAAUCGUCGAUUCCUCGACUGGUGCCGGCUGCAUUCAAUAAACCCAGGGCAAACCUUCAUUGGUACAGCACAUUUGCAUCAAGAGGACUGGGCAGAGCUUCGGCUCAAGGCCUAUGCUAGCCGGGUGUUUACUGCCUUCAUGGCUGUGUGCCUACAAGUUGUGCAGAGACAACAUGGAAAUGCUGACAUGGAUCUCAAUCUGAUCACAGUUGCUACUCAACAAUUGUCCACGUGGAUGCUCGAUGUGUCGUUUCAGAACCAUUCCUUGCACUUUGCGCAGAGCGCCGUGGAGUUUGUCCGGCACCAUGCGUUGCACAGCUUGGCGGAACGCGCUCUGAUGAUGAUGUCGCCAGCUGAUGGUGAGAAUCUCAUGAAGUCCCAGUCGAUCAACUUUGAACGUCGCAAGGGUCUUCGUGACAAAAUGAGACAUUUCUUUUACUUGGUGAAGAGCAAGGACAGGAGCGGAGAGGUGGAAGCCAUGGUGUCACACGCCUGGGAUCUCAUCAAGCAGAAGGCUGCCCCUGAGGCAUCGCGGUCUCGUUCUCGAAAGGAACGCUCCAGGAGUCGCCGUUCGCGGCGCCGCUCCAAGUCGCGGCGUCGCUCGAAGUCGCGGCGUCGUUCGAAGUCGCGGCGGCGGCGCUCCAAGUCUCGCAGCCGAAGGAGUCGCAGGCGCCGGAGCAGCAAGCGUAGCAAGUCACGCCGCAGCCGCAAGCGCAGCAAGCGCUCCAAGACCAAGUCGAAGGACAGCAGCAGCAGUAGCAGUAGUUCCUCCAAGCCUGUGGCAAAGGCCAAGGCGAAGGUGGCUGUGAAGGCCAAGGCCAAGGCCAAGGCCAAGGCUUCAGAGACCUGUAGUAGCAGUAGUGAUGACGAGCCACAGGUGGUGGAGCCCGAAGAGGCGGAGCGCAAGGCGGCGGCCACGGCCACCAAGGCGGCGGUGGAAAAAAAGCUGAAGGAGCCGCCUGCCGCACCGCCGGCGCAGCCGGCGGCCAAGUCGAAGGCCGCCGCCGUGGCGGCGAAGUCGGCGGCAUGCGGAGCCAGGCCGAAGGCCAGCGCAGGCGAUGGCAGAAGCCACGUGAAGAAAGUGGCAGCAGCCUUCUCCCACGAUGAUCUUGAGGUGGAACUGCAGACGAUGCGCCGGGAGGAAACGGCCAAGCGAAACCAAGCGGCCAAAGAGGAGAAGGAGAGGCAAAGGGGCAAGAUCGAGUUUCAGAUCAAAGGCCCCAACGAUCCGGUGGCCCGUGUCCUGAAGCUGAAGGAAAGCCUCAACGAAGGAGCCACACCUCCGAGUGCGGAUGGUAUCCCAGAGCCGCCCUCCGAAGCCCCACCAGAGGAGGCACCUGAGCCACCGCCACCACCAGAGGAAACGCCUGAGGACGGUGGCGCCCACACUAGGGAGAGGUAA